CUGAGGUCCUAAAAAUUAGUGCGCUUGGGAAAAUCCCUGCGCACGUUUUAUGACGGGUGGCAAAAAGGAUCGUAAAGGGAGUAAAAGUGCGUCUCUCGGAUUCGUGCGGAAAAACAUCGAGGAAAGAUUGUCAGUUAUAUUAGAAACUAGAUUUUAUUCUUUUAUUUUGAAUAUUCGCGCUUCUAGUAUGGCGGACGGUAUAUAUUUAUACGUAUAACAGACCACACUGCAACGCCACCGCGGUACGAGAGCUUCAACUAAAUACCAACGCCGGCCGCGGAAUACAGCUGUACAGGCAUAUCUAAGUAUGUUGCGAUAACGAGGCCGAUAUGAUAUGCCGUCAAUUUGCCAUUCGGUGGAACUAUAAGCACACGCUCGCUUACAAGAUAUACAGAUUACCGAAAUUCGUAAAUAUCGAUUUACAAAGGCCGUGCAAAUGCAUUCGUUUAGACGUCUACUCCGCCGAAGCAUUGUUUGCAUCGAUGCGAAAAGACACGAGAGUAUCCGCUCUUAGAAGUUCCUAAGAUUCGGAGCUGGAUUGUUUUAACGCAUUUACUGGAAACGCCGAAAUGACGGACAAGGGGCUAAUGAAACAAAUUGCUGAGCAAAAGCUCAAAGCAUUUUCCAUUGGUACAAUGGGAAAAAGACCAAUGAGUAAAAAAGAAAUUGAAGAGCAAAGAAAGAAGGAGGAGGAGCAAGCAGCGGCUCAAGCCUUUGAAGAAUUCGUUGCAACUUUUCAAGAAAGUUCUAAUAAAAGCACCAACAAAGUGUGGGUUAAGGCUGGUACUUACGAUGCCGGAAAAAGACAAGAAGAUACAAGGGAGAAAGGAAAGCUCUACAAGCCACAGUCCAAAAUCUCAGACCUUGUUGAAAGUCGUUCUUCUCAAGAACAGGCACAGGAGUUUGCAAAAAUUCUCAGUUCAAAUGAACGCAAACUUGACAGACUCGGUAAGAAGAAGAAGGAAGGAGAAAAGAAAAAAAGUAAUCUUGAAUUAUUCAAAGAAGAAUUGAAAAUGAUACAAGAAGAGAGAGAGGAGCGACACAAAAACAAAGGAGUUGUUAAAACUGUAGUGGCUUCAUCGCAAAGUGAUGAUCCCAUGAUGGCUGCGUUAAAAUCAGUAGAAGAUGGAUCAUUUGAUAACGGAGAUCCAAAUACCACAAAUUUAUACCUGGGAAACUUGAAUCCUAAGAUAACUGAACAACAGCUGAAGAAAAUUUUUGGAAAAUUUGGCCCAUUGGCUAGUAUAAAAAUCAUGUGGCCUAGAAGUGACGAAGAAAAAGCCAGGCAAAGAAAUUGUGGUUUUGUAGCCUUCAUGAGCAGAAAAGAUGGUGAAAGAGCUCUCAAGAGUCUCAAUGGUCGAGAUAUUAUGCAGUAUGAAAUGAAGUUAGGAUGGGGAAAGAGUGUUCCUAUACCUCCGUAUCCAAUAUAUGUUCCACCUGCAUUAAUGGAAAUGACACAACCACCGCCUCCUUCUGGAUUGCCUUUCAACGCACAACCGCAUAGGCGUGAUAAACAUAAGAUACCUCGUAUCCGCAACCUCCAGAACGCGGACGUCCAGGAGAAGGAAAACUUCGAAAAGGUUUUGCAGAAUGCUGUUGUCAAAGUGGUUAUCCCUACAGAAAGGAACUUGGUCAUGUUGAUACAUAGAAUGGUAGAGUUUGUUGUACGAGAAGGGCCAAUGUUUGAAGCCAUGAUAAUGAAUAGAGAAAUUAACAAUCCAAUGUUUAGGUUCUUAUUUGAAAACUAUUCUCCUGCUCAUACUUACUAUCGUUGGAAAUUAUACUCAAUUUUGCAAGGAGAUGCACAAAAGGAGUGGCGAAUGGAAGAUUUUAGAAUGUUCAAAGGUGGAAGUAUAUGGCGACCACCGCCAAUGAAUCCCUGGACUCAGGGUAUGCCUGAAGAGUUAAUAGAAGUAGAAGAGAAACAAGAGCCACGCAGAGGUUGUCUUUCUAAUAGUCAAAGGGAUCGAUUGGAAGAUCUGCUAAGAAAUAUAACUCCAGAACGAAUAAAAGUUGCAGAAGCCAUGGUCUUUUGUAUUGAACAUGCUGAAGCAGCAGAAGAAAUCUGUGACUGUAUAGCAGAAUCAUUGUCAAUUUUACAAACUCCAGCAAAUAAAAAAAUUGCUCGGUUAUAUUUAAUAUCAGAUAUUUUAAAUAACUGUGGUGUUAAAGUCACGAAUGCAACUAUAUACAGAAAGGCAUUUGAAGCAAGGUUAUUAGAUGUCUUUAAUGAGGUUCAGCAAGCAUACAAACAGUUUGAUAGCAGAUUAAAGGCUGAAGGAUUUAAAGUACGCGUAAUGAGGAUGUUCAGGGCAUGGGAAGAAUGGGCUGUAUACCCCAGAGAAUUUCUUGUGAAAAUCCAAAAUACCUUCUUAGGUUUAACUCCAUCUGACGAGAUUGAACCAGAUCAGGAAGAAGAUAUUGACGGAGCUCCAUUAUCAGAUGUUGAUGCUGAUACUGCUGAAGAUUUAGAUGGGGUGCCACUUGAUGGGGCUGCUUUAUUAAAAGGAGCUAUGAAACAUGGGCUCACACCUCAGACUAGUUCAAAUUUUGAUGACAUUGAUGGAAUUCCAAUGGAGGAUGACAUUGACGGUGUUCCAAUGGAUGAUGAUGACAGCAUGGAUUCUAAAAGUAAAGAUGAUAAAAAGUUAACUAUGCCCGCCGGUUUUGUACCAUCCAGAUGGGAAACUGUAGAUCCUGAUCAAGUUGAAGCACAAGCUAUGACUACUAGUAAAUGGGAAGAGCUUGAACAAAAUGAGGAUUCCAAUUCCCAAGACACAAGCAUGGACUCAAGGGAUUACAACGAAGAAAGACGAAAUAGAUUGCGUGAAAUCGAAGUCAAAGCAAUGCAAUAUCAAGAUGAAUUAGAAAGCGGAAGAAGGACUCUAAAGCAAGGAAUGACAAUACAAAGUCAAGUCGAGCACUACCGUAAGAAGCUAAUAAAAAAGAGUGAAAAGGAAUUAAAAGAAAACAAAAGUGAAGACGACGAAAGAAGAAGAGAUAAAAAGCGAAGUGUAUCGCCAGACUCACCAAGUUAUUAUAGAGAUAGACGAAGAGGUUCUCAAAGUCCAUCAUCAAAAGGGAGCAGUAGAUAUAGGUCACGCAGCAGAUCACCUCGCAGUAAACGGAGAUCGCGAUCACCACAUAAAAAGCGCACACCUUACACACCAUCACCGCCACGAAUUCGACGUUCACCGUCACCUGCCUUUGCAUCGAGGUCGACAUCACGCAGAUCGCCUGGCACCGAGCGUAAAAGACGACAGCGUUCACCCUCUUCAUCGCCUACGUCCAUACCGAGGUCUUCGUUAAAGCACGUUAGAGCUGCUAGCCCAAUGUCGCCUACUCCCAGAAAACAUCGGCAUAAACACAAAUAUUAAGAGUUCAAGGUUUGUUAUCAAAACAAAUGUACUUCCAAUCUUAUUUUUUGAUUGGUAAAUAGCCAACGGGGCUAAAUUUGUAAUUUUUAUCUAAAAUCAGUAACUCGUUUGAAGCACUUUGUCAAUAUUGCAUUGCCAUGAUUUUUGCCUUUACCGUUUUGUAAAUGCAUGAUCAAUUGCAGGUAAAUUAACGUUUAUAUGAUCAAUUACAUCGAAGUAUUUUCUCUUGAUACUUCGUCAAUAUUUUAUACAACUACUGUUAAUAUCGUUGUUCACUUGAUGCAAAAAAUGUACAUAAAUUUUUCAUUUUUACCUAUCAAUUUAUUUGUGCUUUUAGUGACCGAAUAUUGAAAUGAGUAAAUCAUUAUAUAAUACUUUUGUCUUGUAUCGAAG
Nasonia vitripennis (jewel wasp) is the source of this 3770-nucleotide messenger RNA. It is a transcript of the gene Sr140, whose product is annotated as U2-associated SR140 protein. Gene Ontology annotation, molecular function: RNA binding. Bases 570 to 3377 code for a protein of 935 amino acids. The transcript has 18 exons. Lineage: Eukaryota; Metazoa; Arthropoda; Insecta; Hymenoptera; Pteromalidae. Gene Ontology annotation, biological process: RNA processing. The record is from RefSeq and is a predicted model, not a curated record. Gene Ontology annotation, cellular component: nucleus.